Molecule: messenger RNA, 1461 nt
Organism: Motacilla alba alba
Lineage: Eukaryota; Metazoa; Chordata; Aves; Passeriformes; Motacillidae
Gene: R3HDML
Product: R3H domain containing like
Exons: 6
Coding region: 235-996 (253 amino acids)
Source: RefSeq, a predicted model, not a curated record
UCCCGCAUCUGCCCCGGCAGGCUGUGUCCGCAUCUGCCCCGGCAGGCUGUGUCCGCAUCUGCCCCGGCAGGCUGCUCCCGCAGCUCGGUCCCGCCGCCGCCGCCGGGCUCCGCCGCUCCCAGCGCAGCGCUCACGAUCUGCACACCAGCAGCAGGGACCAGCAAUCCCCCUUGUCCUUGCUUAACUCCGUGCAGGAGCAGAACUCCGCCGGCUGAUCCCACCGGGCGGGCUGGCAUGGCUGUGCUCCACCUGCACCUGUACCUCACAGCCUUGGGCUGCUGGCUGACACAGCUGUCCAGCUCCUUCCUGCUGCCCAACGCCACCGAGCUGCUGUCCCCGGCCGCGGGCUCGGCCGCGGGGCUGCUGAGGGGCGAGGGGCUCCCGCGGGGCCGGCGGAAGCGAUUCCUUUCCCCCCACGACAUGAGUGUCAUCCUGGACUUCCAUAACCAAGUGCGGGCACAGGUGUCCCCCCCCGCUGCCAAUAUGGAAUACAUGGUGUGGGAUGAGCGGCUGGCCAGGGCAGCGGAGGCGUGGGCUGCGCGCUGCCUGUGGGACCACGGCCCCCCCGAGCUGAUGAAGUAUGUGGGACAGAACCUCUCCAUCCAAUCGGGCAGGUACCGCUCCAUCAUGGACAUGGUGAAAUCCUGGCACCAGGAGAAGCAGCACUACUCCUUCCCCCACCCCCGUGAGUGCAACCCCCGCUGCCCCUCCAAAUGCAGCGGCUCUGUCUGCAGCCACUACACGCAGAUGGUGUGGGCAACCUCGAGCCGCCUGGGCUGUGCCCUCGGCACCUGUGCCAACGUGCAGGUGUGGGGCAGCACGUGGCGUCACGCCAUCCUCCUGGUCUGCAACUAUGCCAUCAAGGGCAACUGGCUGGGAGAAGCGCCCUACAAGGUGGGGCGGCCGUGCUCAGCCUGCCCUCCCACCUACGGCGGGGGCUGCUCCAACAACAUGUGCUUCAGCGGAGUCAAAUCCAACCAAGUCAGCUGGUUCUAGGGCUGCAGCCCCAGGAGGAGCCCUGGGAAUGGAGAUGGGGUGAACAAGAAUUAUUUAUAACAUUGACCCCCCCGGCAGCCUGGCUGUCCAACCUGCUUCAUCCUAAUGCCACGUAGGAAAAUGCUUUUCUAACACAUGUCUCCAGCAGUGCUGUCUGGCUGCUUCCCGCUUUGGGGGAACUACGGACAGUCCAGGUCCCUAUUUUCUGACAUGGGGAUGGUUUAGGGGUGCGUGGAGGGAGUGGGACUGGCUGGCAUGUCCCUGCUCUGCAGACUCAGGGGGUUUUCCCCACUGCCCCCCCGGUGCUAAGGCAGAGGCUGGUGUAAGUGAAUACCAAGAUGUUCCCCUCGUGGUGAGCAGCUGGGUAAGUGGGGAGCCCCAAGCAUGCUCCUGCUUCACAGUAGCCCCUCUGACUGUGGGGCCCCCAGCUCUGAGUCCCCCAAUAAAGCAGCCUGGAGACCCCCA